This is a messenger RNA of Thalassophryne amazonica, 921 nucleotides long. Its product is annotated as ras-related protein Rap-2b-like. Gene Ontology annotation, molecular function: GTP binding; GDP binding; GTPase activity. Gene Ontology annotation, biological process: Rap protein signal transduction; negative regulation of cell migration. Gene Ontology annotation, cellular component: plasma membrane. The transcript has a single exon. The coding region runs from base 258 to 806 and encodes 182 amino acids. The record is from RefSeq and is a predicted model, not a curated record. Lineage: Eukaryota; Metazoa; Chordata; Actinopteri; Batrachoidiformes; Batrachoididae.
UUUUUUUUUUGACGCGCUGUGAGGAUGUGGGCAGGAAACGCCGCCGCAGCGCACGAAGCGAUCACGCUUCCUAGUGGCGUUGCACAGUGCGUGCGAACAAAACGCGUUUUAUUUUAGCGCGCUGAUGUCCAGCAGCGGCUUUAAUCGUCGGAUCCGUCGUCUCGGAGUGUGGCCUAGGAGGGAUCAGAGCCUUCCGCUGCAGCUCGGUGUGAAAACGUCGCCGAAAGGAGGCGUCUGCUGCUUCUCCUCCUCCAGACAUGAGGGAGUACAAAGUGGUUGUUUUGGGAUCGGGCGGAGUCGGUAAAUCCGCACUGACCGUCCAGUUCGUGACCGGAUCCUUCAUCGAGAAGUACGACCCCACCAUAGAGGAUUUCUACAGGAAGGAGAUCGAGGUGGACUCCUCUCCGUCCGUGCUGGAGAUCCUGGACACGGCGGGGACCGAGCAGUUCGCCUCCAUGCGAGACCUGUACAUCAAAAACGGCCAGGGCUUCAUCCUGGUCUACAGCCUGGUCAACCAGCAGAGCUUCCAGGACAUCAAGCCCAUGAGAGACCAGAUCAUCCGGGUUAAGAGGUACGAGAGGGUUCCCAUGAUCCUGGUGGGCAACAAGGUGGACCUGGAGGGAGAGAGAGAGGUGUCCUCUGGAGAAGGCAAGGCUCUGGCCCAGGACUGGAACUGCCCCUUUAUGGAGACCUCAGCCAAAAACAAAGGCUCGGUGGACGAACUGUUUGCAGAAAUUGUCCGACAGAUGAACUAUUCUGCUGCUCCCAGCGGCGGAAACAAGUGCUGCUCCUGCGUCCUGCUCUAAAACUGAAGUCCAACUUGUCUUUUAAAGGGGUCAUAUUGUGCUAAACCGGUUUGUAUCUGCUGCUUUUAAACACUGACAUAUUACCGGAGGUGUUCAGGUUUGACAUCCUUAAAGU